This is a messenger RNA of Dracunculus medinensis (Guinea worm), 1332 nucleotides long. The record is from the annotation of a GenBank genome assembly. Lineage: Eukaryota; Metazoa; Nematoda; Chromadorea; Rhabditida; Dracunculidae.
AUGAAUGAAUCGAAAAUUAUCAGAAGUGCAUUCACCAGUCCAUCACCAAUCACGAAUAAAUCGUUUUGUGAUUACUUCCUCGAAAAAGUUCGAAAAUACGACAUUUUGAAUGGAAAUAGUGAAUUUCAUGUGGAGCCACGCACGGAAGUGACUUUGAACUGUCGCGAUAUGCAUAAUCGAAUAGCUCAAAUGCGGUCUGCGCUAAUUCGUGUAGGCAUGGAAGAUGCAACAGUUGGUACCUAUGCAGGGAACUCAUCGGAUUUCCUUAUGUUCUGCCUUGCUGCGAUGGCUAAUAGACUAACAGUCCAAGAAUAUUUUCGAGACGUCGAUGUUAAAUGGAUUCUAACGGAAGAAUUGUAUAUUGAAAAAAUCCUUGCCAUGGAUCUACCUAAUGCACCGGCAAUGAUUUUUAUCUCUUCUGGCACAACAGGACCGCCAAAGAAAAUCGUACUUGAUCAUAGAGCCUUAAUAGCUAAUAUCGAAAUAACCCGGAUUAUGACGGAAGAACCAACAGAAAAUUAUCGAAUGGUUGUAUUGAAUGAAAACGAUGUAUCUUAUGGUGUAUUACCAUAUUUUCAUCUUGGCGGUCUUAUGACAGUUUUUUGUCAACUUGCUCAAGGAACAAAAAUAAUUAUUAAUCAAAGAUUUGAUGCCGAGAUUUUUCUUAAAGAUAUAUCAAAAUAUCAGGUAACUGUUCUCAAUAUUGUUCCUCCAAUACUAAACUUUUUGCUUGAUUCAAAUUUGGUGAAAACAUGCGAUCUUUCAACGAUACGGCUUAUUUUUAUUGGUGCAGCUCCAGUCGAUCCAUUGCUAAUUGGCGAUGCCAAAAAAAAGCUUCAACUUGAAAAUUUUAUUCAAUUGUAUGGUACCACCGAAGCAGGUAUGAUGGUCUUUAUGCAUCCUAUUUCUAGUAGAACAAAAUUAGAAAGUUGUGGAAUUCCGUUGCCAGGUGUCCAUUGCAAGAUUGUCGAUCCCGAAAGUGGAAAAUUGUGCGGAUCGCUGGAAACUGGGGAACUGUGGCUACGUACAUCAACGAUGAUGCCUCAGGAAUUGAACAAGCGAGUCUCGCCAUAUGAACUGGAACAAGCAGUUGCAGCUAUCCCUGGUGUCGAUCGAUGUGUUGUUAUAGGAAUUCCUGAUGCACGAUCGGGACAGCUUCCAAAGGCAUUCAUAUCCUUAAAACAAGGAGCUUUUCUUGAUGAACAAACAGUUCAUACUAUUAUCAACGAAAAAUUUGCGAGUUACAAACAUUUGGAUGGUGGUAUUGAAUUUGUCGAAAAUUUCCCGACCACAGCUUCGGGCAAAAUUGCUCGAUACAAAUUGUUAAAUUAA